CAUGAGGCGGGCGGCGGGGCGGGGCGGGGACUGGGCGCGGUGGCCGGAGCCGGGGCCCCGCCGCUCCCGCCCCCCGCCCACGGGCCGCCGGCGGCUGUAGCCGCGCUGCCCCGCGCCGCAGCCGGGUGCGCCCCGCGCGGGGCUCAGGCUGCAGGUGCGGGGAGGCGGCGGGGGCGCACGGGUGCCCCGGGGCUCUUGCCAUCAGCCGUCCACCAAGCCCGCGCGGCGCCCACCAUCACCACCCCCCGCGGGCCGGGCCGGGCCGGGCCGCCGCACCCCGCUCCUCCCGGGCGCAGCACGAGGGGCGAGCGCGCGGCGCGUGUCCCCGCCCGGCGCUAGCCCGCGCCCGCGCCCGCACCGGCGGGGCUGCGGGGGAAGGAAGGAGCUCCCCAGGUGCGGGGCUGCGUCCGCCCUCCUGCUCCAUGGGAUUCCGGCCGCCCCGGCAGGACAGACAGCCCCGGGGUCUGAAGGGGCUCUAAUAUGAACUGUCUCCCUGGGAUCUGCCUUGCUGUUGCCCUGCUCCUGUGCGGGGCCACCCCGCCGGUCACCUCCUCAUGGUGGUACAUGGGGGCGGUGGGGUCGCCACGGGUCAUGUGCGACAAUGUGCCAGGCUUGGUGAGCCGCCAGCGGCAGCUGUGCCAGCGGCACCCCGAGGUGAUGCGUUCCAUUGGGCAGGGUGUGGCCGAGUGGACAGCAGAGUGCCAGCACCAGUUUCGCCAGCACCGCUGGAACUGCAACACGCUGGACCGGGACCACAGCCUCUUCGGGAGGGUCCUACUGCGCAGUAGUCGGGAGUCUGCCUUUGUCUAUGCCAUCUCCUCUGCUGGAGUUGUUUUUGCUAUCACAAGGGCAUGUAGUCAAGGAGAAUUAAAAUCAUGCUCCUGUGAUCCUAAGAAGAAAGGGUCUGCCAAGGACAACAGAGGCCAUUUUGAUUGGGGUGGUUGCAGUGAUAACAUUGACUAUGGCGUCAAAUUUGCCAGAGCAUUUGUAGAUGCCAAAGAAAGGAAAGGAAAAGAUGCCAGAGCAUUAAUGAACCUUCACAACAACAGAGCUGGAAGGAAGGCUGUGAAGAAGUUUUUGAAACAGGAGUGCAAGUGUCAUGGCGUGAGUGGAUCUUGUACUCUAAGAACUUGCUGGCUGGCCAUGGCAGACUUUAGGAAAACAGGAGAUUAUCUGUGGAAGAAAUACGAAGGAGCAAUUCAGGUGGUCAUGAAUCAAGACGGCACUGGGUUCACGGUGGCUAACAAGAGAUUUAAGAGGCCCACCAAGAAUGAUCUAGUAUACUUUGAGAGUUCUCCAGACUACUGCAUCAGAGAUAGGGAUAUAGGUUCCGUAGGGACAGCGGGUCGGGUUUGUAACCAAACCUCCCGAGGGAUGGACAGCUGUGAGGUGAUGUGCUGUGGAAGAGGGUAUGACACUACACGCAUCAGCAGGAUGACCAAAUGUGAGUGUAAAUUCCACUGGUGCUGUGCUGUGCGCUGCCAAGACUGCCUAGAAGUGGUAGAUGUACACACGUGCAAAGCACCGCAGAGUGCUGGAUGGAUUGCUCAAACAUGACUGUACAGGGCAAUGGGCACUCCAAGUGUAGGCACUGGACCUUUCUGUUCUUCACAGGGAACAUUUCCAAGACAUUUGAUAUGUUAAACACUUAUCACCUGUCUCUUCCAGCGCAGGGAAGUUGCUAAAUAAUUAUUAUAAGUUAUAUUGUAUUCGAUUUACAUUUCUAUGGUCGUCACUUUUUUGUCGCUUAAUUCUGUUGAUAAAAAAAUACAAUUCUGAAUGAAAGGCCUUAUAGCCACCCACAUAAUUAACCAACGAAACUCAUUGCCACAAGACAUGCUUGAGGGCAAGAGCAUGAGAAGACUUAAAAAGAAAAAAAAGAAAGGAUAAAAGACGAGAAACAUGCAUAAGAACAUCAAGAGCCAAAUGAGAGAGGACAGCAUCUCCUAUACGUUCAAAGCAUGAAGUGUGUCAUGGCCUGAUCCAAUUCCUGUGUAAAAGAAAAUCUUGAGUACUGUAAUUUUUUUUUAGAAGCAACAUUGUCCAUCCCUGCCCUCAAAUGGGAAUUCUUCUGUCUUGUGGAUAGCUUUGGGCUAGUUCUGUCUUCUACUGAUACUUCCACCAAAGACAACAUGCUGCAUAUUAAUUCCACAGCAGAAGUUAGGUCAUGAUGAAAACCACAGCAUAUUCCAUUAAACCAUUAUAUUAUCUGUUGCUUUAAAGAGUUCAGGUGAUUUUUUUAAGUUACAAUUUCAUUUAAUAGAAUUAGCUGCAUAAAUCUGCCUUAAAAGCUUUUUCUAAAAAUAAACUACUAGGUUGAACCACUGAUUUUUCCACUAAAAGUUGCAAUCGAAAGAGAUGAAGGGAAGACAUUUGUUUCUCAGGCCCCUGUCAACUGAUUUUUAUCUGAGUAGAUCUGUCAGAUUUAGAAAAUUGUUGUUCACCUGUCUUUGGAGAAAGGAUAUUGUGGUAUCCUGGGGAUAAGUGCUCAUAUAUUUUUCCCUGUUAUUGGAAAACUGUGAAAACAUUUGUAAAAAACUUUGAUGAGACAGAAUUAUUUUAUCUUGCUUCAACUAUAAUGCCUUUCAGAUAUUAUUGUAGGGAAUCUGUUUAAAACUUUGAUUAAAUAUUGUUAAAGAGAGACUCUCAGCUCAGAUGUGGGUGGGCCCUGAAGAAAAUUUUUUUUUUAAGCUAGGUUCUUUACAAGCUUACGACUGUAACAAGAGUCUUACACUAGUCCUUUGUGUGGGGUCUUUGGGUUAACUUUACUUGACCAGGCAUGGGCCUGGUUCAGCACAAAACAAUGCCAUUCUGAGAUAUGUAGUCCCACAGAGAACUCUAGGGUCUGUACAUAGUAGGAGGGUGUCCUAGACUGAGAGUGUAAGGAACAGCUUUCCUUCAGAACAGGAAACUAAGACCUGAACUGGGCCUUGCUGCCAAGAAGUUUAGGGAAUCACCCUAGAAAAAAUCCUGAAAAGCAGCAAGAAAUCCAGAGGGAGACAAGCUAAAUCAGUGGUUCUCAAUAUUUUCAGAAUCUGGGCACCCCUCCACAACUUUUCUGAAUGUGGCGGCAUUCCCAGUUGAGAGUCACCGCUGUGCUCAGCUUACCUCAGUGGUUCACAACCAAGUGCCACUGCUGGCAGGUAAAACCACUGUGUGUGCCUGCUGCACAGUCACACUGGGAAGGGCUACAGCUUAGUUGUGCACUAGGCCUGUGUGAAGUGGCAAGCAUUAGAUUCAGCUUCGGAUUCGGCUGAUUCAGAAGAACAGUGAUUGGAUUUGAUGAUUCAAAUCACUGUCCCAAUUACAUUCGGCCAAAUCAGAUCUGAAGAUUCAGCGCCGCUUCAGAGAUUUGGCCACAGACUAAACAGGCAGCAGUCCUCGACGCCGGACACAGCUGGCUCCAGCUGGUAAGUCUGUUGU
This is a messenger RNA of Alligator mississippiensis (American alligator), 3423 nucleotides long. It is a transcript of the gene WNT2, whose product is annotated as Wnt family member 2. Gene Ontology annotation, cellular component: extracellular region. Gene Ontology annotation, biological process: multicellular organism development; cell fate commitment; canonical Wnt signaling pathway. The record is from RefSeq and is a predicted model, not a curated record. NCBI's taxonomy places the organism in Eukaryota, Metazoa, Chordata, Crocodylia, Alligatoridae. Gene Ontology annotation, molecular function: cytokine activity; frizzled binding. The transcript is spliced from 5 exons. The coding region runs from base 481 to 1557 and encodes 358 amino acids.